This is a messenger RNA of Rhopalosiphum maidis (corn leaf aphid), 2038 nucleotides long. RefSeq names its product nuclear pore complex protein Nup50 (gene Nup50). The transcript has 4 exons. Bases 299 to 1870 code for a protein of 523 amino acids. Gene Ontology annotation, cellular component: nuclear pore. Gene Ontology annotation, biological process: intracellular transport. The record is from RefSeq and is a predicted model, not a curated record. Lineage: Eukaryota; Metazoa; Arthropoda; Insecta; Hemiptera; Aphididae.
AUACUACAAUAAUCUAAAAUAACAUGGACAGCCAUAACCAAUAAUCGAUAAUCCGCCAUUCCGAAUUGAGAGCCCGUUGUUUUUCUUAUCAGGCAUUCGUUAUUUUAUUAAUUUUGUGACAAGUUAUGAUUGCCGACUGGAGAUUGGAGGCUGGAGACUUCUUGUAGAAUUAUAGUAGUUUGUAGAACUACUGACGAGAGACUACCGAUUAGAGAGACUAUAAUUGUUCAUGUAUUCAGUGAAUAAGAUUUGAGUGAAUUGAAAAAUCUUCAGUUCUACAAUAAAGAGAUUUGUCAAGAUGAGUAAGCGCAGAGCAGGUAAUGAACUAACUAAAGACAAUUGGGACGAGGAAGAAGAAAAAGUAGACCCGGGAACAUUCCAGGUAGCAGACGAUUCUGUAUUGAAAAACCGAAUUUUGAAAAGAGCUAAAAGAACAUUACAAAGAGAUGAAUCUGGUGAACUAAAACCAAUAUUUUCUGGAUUUUCUGGUUUCAACAGUUUGUCUAAUAAUUUAAAUUCUAAGCAAGCAUUUUCCUUUUUGUCAAAAUCUAAUAACACACCCAGUGAGAGUGGAAAUCAUCCAUCAGCAUCAACAAUUAAUUCAUUGACUACGUCCAGUAGCUUAACAUUUUCUGAAAGCAACAGUUCCAAAAGCUCAACUCCACCAGUUGUUAAUCAUAUUAAGGUGAUGAAACUUAACAAAGCAUUUGUUAAAUUUAUUACAAAUGCUGUGGAAAAAAAUCCAUAUUGUGUGUUAACACCUUCACUAAAAGACUAUGAAAAACAAAUGAGCAAAUUUGUUGAUCUUUCUAAUUUUAAAACAAAUACUCCUGAUUCAUCAAUGACUUCUACUAAAGUUUCUCCUCAAAUAUCAGUAAUGGAAAGUAAAAUAACACGUUCAAAGAAUUCUGAUGAAGUCAAAAAUAAUUCUGUCAAUGUUCAAAAAAGUGAAACUAGUUUUACUAGCCCACUUGGUAAUUGGCCUAGUUUUGGUAAUAAAAGCCAAGAUGCUAAUGUCAAAGAACCAAGUACAAAUAUUUUGAAACUCGAAAAGACAGCUAAAGAACAAAUAAAAGAAAAAAAUGUAGAAACAAAAUCUCAAAUAUUUUCUUCAGAAGAGCCAAAGAAUACAGUAAAAAGCACUAAUGGAUUUAAAUUUGGUGAUUUCAAAGUAAACAAUCGGUCAUUGUCAAUUUCUGCUACUAGCAAGUCUCCUGAAUUUAAAUUUACUAACAAGUCUCCUGAAUUUAAAUUUACUAACAAGUCUCCUGAAUUUAAAUUUAUUGAUAAAAAACAACCUUCUGUAGAUAAACCUACUGUAUGCAAAACAUUAAACACAAAGCCUCCAUUUAAUUUUGGAAGUACUUUACCGUCAUUUUCAUUUAAAUCUUCAGAACAAAAUGAUGUCAAGCCACUCUUUAGUUUUGGAUCAAAAUCACCUACCUUAACAUUUUCUCCAGAAAAAUUGAAGACUGAAAUUUUAAACUCAAAAGAAGAAGAUGAGGAUCAACCACCAACUGUGAAGUUUACACCCGUUAAAGAGAAAAAUGCAAUUUUUGAAUCUAAGAGUAAAUUAUUUUGUUUUAAAGAGGGUAAAUAUGAAGAACUCGGAAUUGGUCAAUUGUAUUUAAUACCAGUAGAUAAAAAACUACAAUUAAUUAUGAGGAACGACAAUGCUUUGGGAACUAUUAUGGCAAAUACGUUACUGAAUGAAUCUGUUAAUUUUACUAAACGUAAUGCAAAAAAUGUUCAGUUAACAUGUAUUCUUGAUCCUACUAAAAGUACCAAACCACAAACAAUUCUAUUCAAAUUUAAGGAUUCAGAAAUCACCGAUUUGUUUGAAAAAGAACUAACCACGUUAAAAAAGUAGUUCUGCCAUUUUAAGUUUUUGGUUUCAAAAUAAUUGAUUUUCUUAUUUAUAUAAUUUUAAUGUUUUUCCCAGAUUAUUAUAGAUAAAUAAAAGCUACCUAAUAUUGUGCGAGAGGUAUUGAUGUAAGAAGGUUUCAUUUAUAUUAAAUAAACAAUAAAUAAUAUACUU